Messenger RNA from Perca flavescens (yellow perch), 2894 nucleotides. RefSeq names its product hyaluronidase 2b (gene hyal2b). The transcript is spliced from 4 exons. The record is from RefSeq and is a predicted model, not a curated record. Bases 376 to 1803 code for a protein of 475 amino acids. Gene Ontology annotation, cellular component: cytoplasmic vesicle. NCBI's taxonomy places the organism in Eukaryota, Metazoa, Chordata, Actinopteri, Perciformes, Percidae. Gene Ontology annotation, molecular function: hyaluronoglucuronidase activity; hyalurononglucosaminidase activity. Gene Ontology annotation, biological process: hyaluronan catabolic process; carbohydrate metabolic process.
GAUAGGGAGAACAAACUAGAUGUUAGCUGCUAACAUAGCACGUUCGUCAGUUUCAAUGAAACUUUGAGCUAAUUUGGCCGUCUACGUUUACUGAGUUCGAGUACGGAAGAAGUAGUCAGAGAGAACCUAACUGUGCAGUUAAAUGUUACAAGUAGAUGUUUUCGAUAGUUUUUUUUUUUUCUUUACAUUCGCUCUGACCAACGUGAAACUUAUUUGCCACCAACUGAUCCUGAAGAAAAGUACUCAUGUUAACGGUAUCGUCAAUCAAACAGGAGGUGACUGCUAUUAACCAUAUUUGGUAAUAAGCAGUUUCUUAGAGUUGAACGUAACGUCAUACAUGAUAUAGAGAAAGAGGAGAGAAGGCUAGCAGUGACCAUGGAGACUGGAUUUCACUCUCUCUUCACCACAGCUGGCCAGCUGCCUUGGUUGCUUCUGACUCUGACAUCAUGGACAGUCUUGUGUUCAGCAGAUAUAAAGCAGACAAGAUGGCCAUUAUAUUCCCAGAAGCCAGUUCUUCUUGCCUGGAAUGCCCCAACACAGGAGUGUGCCCCGCGACAUCGCGUAACUUUAUCUUUGGACCAGUUUGACAUUGUGGCAUCCCCCAAUGAGGGCUUUGUCCGGCAGAACCUCACAAUUUUCUAUAAGGAGCGCCUUGGGUUGUAUCCCUAUUAUGAGCGUGGUGGCACUGCAGUGAAUGGAGGUCUUCCACAGCUUGCCAGCCUUACUCAGCACUAUGAAAAGAUGCCUGAAGGUUUGCAAAAAUAUAUACGUGAGCCAGAGGCAAAAGGUUUGGCUGUAAUUGACUGGGAGGAAUGGCGACCAUUGUGGAUCCGAAAUUGGGAUGUUAAAGAUAUAUAUCGAAAUAAAUCUCGUGAAAUGGUGGCCAAAAAGAACCCUAAGUGGACCCCAGAACAAGUGGGAACAGUUGCACAGCAGGAAUUUGAGCUAUCCGCUCGCAAAUUCAUGCUGGGGACUCUGAAACUUGCCAAGAAUUUGAGGCCCAAUCAACUGUGGGGCUUCUACCUGUUUCCAGAUUGUUACAACCAUGACUACAUGAGUGGUCUGAAGAACUACACAGGCCGCUGUCCUCCUGUGGAGAUGGACCGCAAUGAUCACCUGAACUGGUUAUGGAUGGAAUGUACAGCGUUCUUCCCAUCUAUAUACAUAGGUUCUGUACUAGGCUCUACAAAUGAUGGACGCCUCUUUGUCCGAAACAGGGUAAAGGAGGCGAUGCGCCUGGCAUCUGUUGGGGAUGGAUUAGCACGGCCUGUUUUUGUUUAUACCCGCCCUACUUACAUCAAUAAGAUGACCCUCCUCACUCAGACAGAUCUGGUCUCCACCAUUGGUGAGAGUGUUGCACUUGGAGCUGCAGGUGUAAUUUUCUGGGGGGACACCUCCUAUGCAAGCAGCAGUGCCAGCUGCUCCACCCUGAAUGAGUAUCUUCAGGGACAACUGGGCCGGUACCUUCUCAACGUGUCUACAGCAGCAGAACAGUGCAGUCAGGUGAUGUGUAAAUCACACGGCCGCUGUCUGCGCAAAAUACCAGACAAUGAUGUGUACCUGCAUCUCAGCCCUGUAACGCACAGCAUCACCAGUCAGGGUGGCCGACUGAAGGUUACAGGCGUGCCUGGCCAAGCAGAGCUGGCUCUUUUCCGCACACACUUCCAGUGCCAAUGCUACAGUGGGUACAGGGGUGAGGCCUGUGCUCAGAAAGAAAAAGGGCAGAAUAGAGCCUCCUCUGUCUUAGGGACCUGGCCUCUUUGCCUUUUACUCCCACUAGGACUCCUCACUCUGCUACACUGAGGAAACUGAGAAGCCCCAAACUAUUCACUGCUUCUGCCAGCCCUGAAAAGGACAGUUCAGACUUUUCAACAUAAAGGUGAUAAGUUACUGCACAUUAGUAAUGCUGAUGCAUUGACAACAGCAGACAGUCACUCCUGUCAUUUUUUAUUUAUUUUUUUAUUUUUAUUAUUUAUCUCAAACAAUCAAGUAUUGAUUCUAUUUUUGAACUGAAUGAUAUUAUGGCUCUGUUUGAUGUAUUUGUUCAGUCCAUUCCAUAAGGUUGCCCCACAAACUGAAACGCACAUGCUUUUAACCACAGUUCGCACAAGAGGUUGUGUGAACAUACGUUGUUCUCUUAGAUGAUAUCCCCCAUCUCUUUCAUUUAACAUUGCGUGUAUGUUACAUGGUCAAUUAUUUUCUUUAAUUUAAUUUUUAUUUUCUUAACUUUGAACGUAAAUUGUGCAGUUUUGAAUGUAACAAUGUCCAUACAUUUCAGCAAAAUGUGAAUUCAAAAGCAGAUGAUUAGUGUGCUCAUAAUACCCGGUGUGAUUUAUUAUCCCUAUUGCUCUUUUUUGCAAUGUACAAAUAUUUUGUAAGGUGCUUUUGUAGGUAUUUCUCCAAACUUCCACACAAUAUAGCAUAUCUGGUAAAAUAAGUGUGCAGUACAGAGUAUGUAGUGUCAGAGAUCUCCCAGUAUGAUGGGAGCUUUUUAUCCUAGCACACAGACCUAUCUAACAGGAAUAUUUUUGUCUGACGAGCUCCUGCACUGGCAGAGCUCCCACCUCAUGACCGCCUCCUGGAACUAAUGUUCAUCCAUCAAUAUUGCAACUGGUCAUUAACUUGUAGCAAAUGAUGUCAAAAAUCUGAUCUGUUAAAGGCGUCUGUCAUGCUCCAUGCUGACCCUGACCUCCAGAUGAUGAGAUGCUGUAGGGUUGGGCGAAAUGGAGAAAAUCAGAUAUCACGAUAUUCUUGACCAAAUACCUCGAUAUUGAUAUUGCGGCGAUAUUCUAGGGUUGACUAAUGGUGCUUAAACAAAAAUAUCUUCAGUUAGAUUUUAGAUAAAUAAUCAUCAGUAAUGUGGGCAUAAUGUCUAAGUGGGAAAAAGGCAAAUA